Molecule: messenger RNA, 767 nt
Organism: Durio zibethinus
Lineage: Eukaryota; Viridiplantae; Streptophyta; Magnoliopsida; Malvales; Malvaceae
Product: VQ motif-containing protein 1-like
Source: RefSeq, a predicted model, not a curated record
CCCCAACCCCACCUUUUUGGUAUCGAUGCCUUCAUCUUGAUCCCUAUAUAAAACCAUUCCCCCAUAACCCUCCAACCCACGUUUCAACUUGCAUACACAUCUAACGCAAGUUUUCAAGAAAAGAAUUAAUUAGCUGUGUUAACUGCCAAUUCCUUCUUUUUUUUUUUUCAAUGGCGGUAACUGCUAAAUCUCAUGAAGAUGUUAAGGUGGUGUUGAUUGAUACACAGUACGUUGAAACUGACGCCCUCAGCUUCAAAUCUGUAGUUCAAAGGCUUACAGGCAAGGAUUGUUGCGUUACAUGGAUAGAGGAGAGCUCGUUUUACGGUGGAAAAACCGAAACAAAGGUUGCUGUAAAGGGUGCAGCUGGGUCAUGUGGCACUGGACGCACUGCCACCGUGGGCGUCGGCUCUGGUGUUGGUCCUGGUGCUGGAUUUAAUGUUUCCAUGCUAACUAAGGGUUUAUCUUUUAAAGACUUGGAUAGAAUGAUCUUGGAGGCGCCGCCGGUGGACGAGUUGAAGUGGUUGUGGGCUGACUAGCUAGAAUUUGCAUUAUUUUCGGAUGUGUUUGAAUAUAUAUCUAUAUUCUCAUUUUUUUAUAUUAUUAAUUCAUCAUGGUUUAAUGUUGCUUCGUUAAAUCAAUAAUGAAGGUUUUUUUUUUUUCAAUUUUACAGAUUAUUUCCUUUUUUUAAUUCUAUUUUUUUUCCCAGAGGGAAUUAAUGAUUGAUUUACCUUCUUCGAUUCUAAAUUAAACACAUGCAGUUAAAGCCA